Aspergillus glaucus CBS 516.65 is the source of this 2214-nucleotide messenger RNA. RefSeq lists its product as uncharacterized. Bases 1 to 2214 code for a protein of 737 amino acids. Lineage: Eukaryota; Fungi; Ascomycota; Eurotiomycetes; Eurotiales; Aspergillaceae. The transcript has a single exon. The record is from RefSeq and is a predicted model, not a curated record.
AUGGCGGUGGACCGCCCAUCUCCUUCGACGGAUAACAAUUUCAAGAAUCCUAAAUCAGCUCGCGAACGGUCAUUUGCAUCCGACCAAGAAUCAAUUGAUCAGCAAUUGAAACGCCUGAAGGACGAAGUUCUCCCAUUCUACCCUUUCCUUCUUACCAUUCCGACUGACGUGCCUUUUCGCCUCGGAAAUCAUUUUAUCAACAACUGGGCUGUGGGCGACGACGGACCAUUCACCUUGGAGGAACAACAACUUCAGUAUAUGACUUUUUUGACGCACCACGAAGGGGAUUCUCUGUUGGUUGCUGUUGGCGAUUGGUCAGAUGGGACAGGGAGCAUUAUGCCGGAUCAGCGCUCGAGACCUCAGAGCGCCGCAAGCACGCCGUCAAGUGGGCCAGCUAAGAAAAAAAUUAGUCUAACGGACUAUAAGAAUAAAUGGAAGAGUGGUUCGUCAGCUCCUCCCGUCACCCAAGAGGCCAUAAGCCAAAGCGCAUCAACGUCUCAUGCACUUGGCGACAAGCCACGAGCCUCCAAACCUGACCCUCCGCGGCAAAGCACGUAUAAACCUCCGAACAGUACUACGACACUAUCCAAGUCCUCAUCUCGACCUGCCUUCGAAAAUACAAGCCGCAAACGCCCACCCGAUUUUGAACGGGAGCAUUCCAAAUCCAACGACGGGAGACCUUCAGGCAUAUGCUCCCCCAAGAAGCCUCGACUGUCUCCCGAUCGGUCACUAGAUGACAGGCCAAAUCGUUCAAAGUCUAAUGGACUUCCUGAUCUUUUAUCGCCGACCCUCCCGCCUACCUCAGACAACCCAGGCUUACCUCAACUAUUGUCGCCUACCCUUCCGCCCAGCAUUGAAAAAGAGCUCGCCAGCAUCCAUGAUGAAUCUCUGGCUCACGGUGCAUCCCAGAAAGGGUCCCCUCCAAACUCUGAUAAAUUGACGGAGGAUGCAGCGAGAGUGUCAUCCAACCUCAAUGUGCUGCCUUUGGAUUCUGCGCGGAGUCCAAGUCUCCGGAGGGUACAAAGCAAAUCGCCCGCUGCAGCCCCGAUCAAACGACAACUUAUCGUUAAACUCAGAUAUGGGAGGGCGAAUAAAAAACGCGUCGAGGCCCUUCUUAAGUUCUCUGGGAAAAACAAGACAGCUGCAUCGUGUUCACCUAUCAAGAAAGAAGACCAUAAUAUUUCAAAGGUCCCGCUAUCUGACGAAGUCGCAGUGAUGUCCCAUCGGCCAGAGAAAAAGGCAAAACAUGUACCCAGCGAUUCUGUUCUAGAAAAGCCACAAACUCCAAUGUCUAUACCUCGACAACAGGGGAAGCAUAAAGCCACGUCCAUAAAAGAACCCAAAAUCACCUCUUCCCGCCAGAUGGAAAGUACAAACAGUGAAGCGAAGACACCACUUACUCAGGGCGCCAAAUAUCCUGCAGGGGAUUCAACCGCGAGAUUGUCAUCGCCGCAAACAAAUAACCAACCAAGCCGCUCACGCAGCUACGAGCGCCGCGCCUGGAAAGAAGAAUAUCAGAAAUAUGGGAACCUUGGCCGAGAACUAAAGCAUGCCGUUGAGCGACAUACGGCUAAGGAUAGUGCGACUGCCGCUGACAAAAAAGUCGCAGCCGCUACGGCACUUGAGGCCAUUCUAUGCUUCAUACUGGCAUUUGUGGCGGAUGAUCAAUCUAAGGCGUUGGCACGUCAGAUCGGUGACUCAUCAGCAUGGGUAUCUAUUCUUGCAUAUUGGAACGUGGUAAAGAAGAUCAGUGCCCCUUACCCACAGCUACAUAGCCUUUGCUCAAUACUCGGUGCUGUGUCUUAUGAUGCCAUCCAUGCUCUCGAUCUGGACCGACUUGCAGUCAGCCCGCUCCCGGGAGAACAUACACCUUCUCCCUCCGAAGAAAACAAGAAAAACUUGAAAGAGCUUCUCGAGCUGAAAACUCGGCUCCCAAAGAAUCAUAAGGAGUCUCGAAGAUUGUGGGCUGAAGGCAUGGGAGGGCUCUCCGAAGAUGUCCUCGAGCGAGAAUUCCCUGGAACUUGGCAAAACCGCUCCAGGAGAUACUCUGAGCGAGGGAAGCAACCACUUACACCUGGUGACUAUUCCGGGGGUUUUUUCUUGCCGCUCGGUAGAACAGACACACCUCUACAGAUUGUGCGAUUUGGUUGGUCUAUCUUGAACGAGUGGUGUGCAAAGGAAGGUUUACAUUGGCGCGGUCGACUUGAUCUUUGA